AUGGAUAUGUUUGCGGAAAGAUCCCCAUUACCUCCAUUUUGGGACUUGCACCCCUUUUAUAAGUCUUGGGAGGCAUCCAUGGAUAUGUGGCUCUGUAUGAAGCGAGCCAUCAUGACUGCCGAACGUGCCAAAAUGGCUUACGAGGAUGGUCGUUCAAAGGGCGCUGAGGCUAGCAAGGUGCUCUAG
Messenger RNA from Prunus armeniaca (apricot), 186 nucleotides. The record is from the annotation of a GenBank genome assembly. Lineage: Eukaryota; Viridiplantae; Streptophyta; Magnoliopsida; Rosales; Rosaceae.